AUGAGUUUUAUUGAUGUUUCUUCAACAGAUGCGGACAUCUUCUACGACGUCGAUUCCGGGGACAAUAUUUGGGACCUUUGGUACCGAUUUUUAACUGAAUGCAAAGCUGGCCAAGCCAUGCAUAAAUCCAGCCAUCUGCUUGGAAAAUACUUCUGUAUUUUCCUUCCGCAGCAAAAGGUCAAGCAAAUGUUUGAACAAGUCAAGCUUAUGGCAUUCGUAUCAAAAGCCUUAAAAUUACUUUUGAAUAUACCCGUUGAUGUCGAAAAGCAAGUCUGGUUGAAGAAAAGCAAAACCAUUUACUCCAACUAUAACGCCUACGGCGGCCACACAGUUGUCAUCGAUGGUCAUCUUGUCGAACUGUCGUUGCUGGAGGUUACUGGCUCCUUCGGUUCCUCCAGCGUUGCAAGAAAUGCUAAGGAUCACAUCAAAGGAGGCUUUAGUACUCUGGCAGUUGUUCGCCUUCUACAAUGUGGAUCGCUGGAUAUUUUUGUCAAAUUCGGCUCUUCUUUGUUCAAGCCUUUAAUUGGUUUGGAGAGAAGCCUAAGGCUAAUCCAAGAACUUAACAGCCAGUAUAAAGAGGUAAAGCUUUUGUUUGCUAAAAGAGUUUCUAGUCCUGCUUCGGCUACUGGCAUUGUCAGGUGCCUCGGGAAAGGUUGCAUUCACAAAGUUGAAGGCGACUGUAUCCCUGUUUAUAAGGAGUUGGAGGUCAAAACUUCUAGCUGA
Mucor mucedo is the source of this 723-nucleotide messenger RNA. RefSeq lists its product as uncharacterized. The record is from RefSeq and is a predicted model, not a curated record. Lineage: Eukaryota; Fungi; Mucoromycota; Mucoromycetes; Mucorales; Mucoraceae. The transcript has 4 exons. Bases 1 to 723 code for a protein of 240 amino acids.